Molecule: messenger RNA, 3693 nt
Organism: Carcharodon carcharias (great white shark)
Lineage: Eukaryota; Metazoa; Chordata; Chondrichthyes; Lamniformes; Lamnidae
Product: zinc finger protein 385D-like
Exons: 8
Coding region: 211-1410 (399 amino acids)
Cellular component (GO): nucleus
Molecular function (GO): nucleic acid binding; zinc ion binding
Source: RefSeq, a predicted model, not a curated record
GUCAGAUUUCACAAAGUACUGUAAGAGCAGCACUCUAUGCUAACAGAGUAGACACUAAUCACACAAGGAUUCUGCAUGGGAUGUAAGCAGUAUGCUGGGUCUGAAGUGUCAAAAGGAUGAUGCAGAUUUAAACUCUGGUGUCUCAUGUGGCAGGUUGUGUUUGAGAUAGUGGAAGAUAGAAAAAAUUGUGGGAUUUGAAAAGUAUGAUUAAUGAAGGCCAUCAUGUAUAUUGGCGGCACAUGCCAAAGCAAUGCGCUUCCUGCCUUAAUGCGGCCGCCAGUCCCAGCUAUGCAGCCGGCCUUGGAUGUUAAACCAUUUCUUCCAUUCCCACUGGACUCUGCUGCUGCGGUCAGCCUAUUCCCCAAUUUUAAUGCGAUGGACCCAGUUCAGAAAGCAGUGAUAAAUCACACGUUUGGGGUUCCUCUUCCUCCAAGAAGAAAACAAGUAAUUUCAUGCAACAUCUGCCAACUAAGAUUUAAUUCUGAUAGCCAAGCCGGGGCACACUACAAAGGCACUAAACAUGCCAAGAAGCUCAAAGCACUGGAGGCCAUGAAAAAUAAGCAGAAAACUGUUACCAAGGACAGCGUAAAGACCACCUUCACUUCCAUCACAACCACCACCAUCACUGCCAGCUCUGACAAAGCAGACAGCACUCAAGGGACAGCAACAAUAUCAAAAGUGACAACACUGGCAGCAGCAAGUGAUAGUGUAACAACAGAAUCCAUUUCCAGGACAGAGAAAUCCUUUACAUCCAGUAGCCUCAACACAGCUCUUCCCAAGGAAACAGAAGAAGAAAAAGCAAAACGGCUGCUUUACUGCUCCCUCUGCAAGGUGGCUGUCAACUCUGCCUCACAACUGGAAGCACACAACAGUGGGUCUAAGCACAAAACUAUGUUGGAAGCUCGAAAUGGUGGGGGUCCAAUUAAGGCAUUCCCCAGACCGGGCGUCAAAGGGAAAACAUCCACCAACAAAGGGGUUACUACCGGCCUGCAGAAUAAAACCUUUCACUGUGAAAUCUGUGACGUGCAUGUUAAUUCAGAAACACAACUCAAACAGCACAUAAGCAGCAGAAGACACAAGGACAGAGCUGCAGGAAAACCUCCGAAACCCAAAUACAGCCCGUACAACAAACUCCAAAGGGGUACCAAUGCACUUGCGGUAAGCGCAUGCAUAAAUGCGGUGAAACUGGCCUUUCAGAAGGAACUUACGAAGCCACUGGCUGCUCGCCUUUUACCAAACCCAUUUGCUGCAGCUGCCGCCGCUGCUGCUGCAGUGAAUUCACCAUUUGCUUUGCGCUCUGGCCCAGCAGCCACUCUAUUCCAAACAGCAGCCCUUCCUCCGGCUCUCCUUCGACCAGCUCCUGGACCUAUACGGGCAGCACAUACACCAGUUCUAUUUGCUCCUUAUUGACCUGCCUAUGUACAGGAGAAAACAUUGGGAAAGUAAUAAUAAAGUACUGCAAUAAUUCAAACAGGGAACUAUGCAGUGAUAAUCAUGGAACGAAAUAACAUGGAAAGAAACUUGCUCUUGCAGUAACCCACGCGGACUUUGAAUGGCUGCAUCUUUAUUCAGCAAAAAGAAGUAAAGCAAUCCUUCCAUAGGAAAUUCUAUUACACAGAUAAUAUGAGUAGUUUUUUGUGCUGUAGAAAUGUAUAGAGUCUGCAAACUACCCAUAACAAUCAGCCUUUUUACACAGUAUUUUCAUGUAAUGUUUCCAUGUCUUGUGAAUAGUCUGUAAAUGUGUGUAAGGGCAUUAACCUAAGUCUUAUAUGUACAUUUAAUUUCUUUCUGUAGGAUGAAACAAAACAAAAUGGGACACUGUGACAAUUGUCUUCAUUAACUGUCAGCACAGUUCAGCAGCUUGCUGCCUGCUAUUUAGCCAACUAUAAACUUAUAAAUUGUGUCUUGUGAAUUUGUAGCUUUGUGCUGUAUAUCUCUGAUGUAAUAAUUUGACUAAUAUGAUUUGCAAAUGUUGGAAGGAAUGAAAUAGCAAAUGAGAUUACUUUAAUUUUUAAGUGUCCUAGUGACUCAUGUUCAGGAAGGUGUGUAGCUGUCUUCAUGGAGUUCAGUGUGUAUUUAUUUUGACUGUGGACAAAGCCAGGCAUUAAGAUGUACAGACACUAUGACUGCCACACACCUUUUUGUGCAGCUCAAUCAAGAAUUUUAUAAAGCAGCGUCUUCAAGUGUAGUUUUCCCAUAAUAGGUGACUAAGUUGUGAUUGUUUACUUUGAAGUUUGCCAGAGCUGAAUUAAUUUGAAUUAAUCUGUACUAAUAAGCUGGAUUUUGUGGGAGUGAUAGGGGUCUUGCCCACCGGUCAGAGAAUCAGCGGGGCAAUGAACCCUGUCACUGCUGUGGGGGAGGCCCGAUGGAACCAAAUGUCCUUCGGGCACCUAAGCAACUACUGUCAGGACUCCCCGUAUUUGAGAUCCCUGAUGGCAGACACCCUGCCCACCAAGAGCUGUCGGCCGCUCAGAGGAUAGCAGCGGCUUAUUGCUGCCAGCGCCAGUGGGGGCAGUGACUGCUGGCAGCACUGCACCCACCAGAAGCCCACGAGCAUUUUGGGACCCCAGACCAAAGGUGAGUGAGGGUGGGAUGGGGGUCGUGGUAUUGAGGUCUUAGGAGUCUGGGGCAGGGAAAUCAGAAGCAAGGGAAGGAGGUGGCUUUCAGCAGCCACACCCUUCCCGAUGCUGGGUCCCCAGAACAGGCACUGCCUGAUAAUGAGGGAUACUCCAGGGAGACCACUGGCAACCCCAACAGGAUUUUCUGGGUGACCUUCAAAAGGCACAAGAAAUCCAUGUAGCCCCUGUUUAAUACCUGAGUCACCAUUAAACUGUGAUAUGUUCAGGCAUAAUGGGUGUUAGUUUGUUCAUUAAUAAGACAAAUUGACAUCCUACUGCCAGUGGCCAAGAAUCCCACUUCAGCUCCUUCUGCCUUCCACUGGGAGACGGAUGCAGGGCCUCUCCCACAAUUCAGUGGGCUCACCCACCAUGGUUCCCAUUGCAACGGGCUGCAUUAAAUCUAGCCCAAUAUUUCUAUUCAACUAAGUUGUUGCACUGAAUAAAACAAAAAUGAAAGGAAGUUUUCUAUGCCUAUGCUGAUUUCUCAUUUUAUAUUUUUACACUCUUACUCUUCAACAGCAACUAGUUGAAUGAAUUCCAGAUACAUGCUGAAGCCAUUUCUGAAUCUGAAGUUUUAAUGUCUUAUCUCAUAAUUCGCCUAUAUAAUUUAUAUGGCUGACACUUUGUUUUUUCUCUGUUUCUCCCUAUUUGGACAUUGAGUUUACAAUACAGCCAUGCAAUGUCACAUAAUUCAAAGGAAAAUCUUCAGUAGUCUUACUUCUUUGUUUAGCUUCCCUACAUAAUGUUUCACUUCAGCCUUUCCAGACCUAAUCAUAAAUGUUCACAGCACAACAAAGCUAGGGAGUUAUUUUGUACAUUCUAUCUGUUAAAGCCCGCAGCUUUAUUGCAGACUAUUAGUAGUUUAGCCAAGUGUAAAUUGUGACAAGAAAAUGAUGUUUCCAUGUACAGUAAUAUCACUAAAAGCUUUCUCAACCUUGUAUGUAUCAUCAGUGAUCACCAAAAUCACAACUGCAAAUGAAACUGAUAGCUCAGGACUAAAUCUUUAAAGGUGAUGUAAAAAGGUUUGCUGAAAUAGAAAAUAAUUUGUUAAUAAAGUAUUAGUAUUAACCAAAAA